AUGUCGAAAACCCCAACUUCAAUUCCAGGAUCUAACUAUGGAUCAUCUGUAUCCAACAGUGGAUCAGAAAAGAACAAUCAAGUUUUGAAUGAUAUCAGAGGUAAAAUUGAUAGAGAAAGGAAGAUUAUUCAAGGAUUUCAAGCCAUGAAGAAAAAUACUAACAAUGUUGAAGUUAUCCAAAAAUGUAAUAAUCAAAUUAGAGAAACUCAAUCAAAUAUCGAUUAUUUACAAGAGACUUUAGCUAAAUUAUCCCUUCAACAAGAAUCCAAUGAUGAAGAUUCUCAAUCAGGUACAAAAUCAAGACCUAUAUAUACUAGAUUUGAUUUAACCAAAUAUGAUGGACCUUCAAUGGGUCAUAGAAUUCAAUACAUGUUACAACAAUUACAAUUCAAAUUACAAGUGGAAAAUCAAUAUAAACAAGCAAAUGAAAAGAUUUCUCAAUUGUAUUUGUUAGAUGGUGAUAAAUCUAGUAGUGUUGCAGCUGAAGGUGGGAAAUUGGAAAGUGAUCAAAGAAUUCAAUUAUUGAAUAAAGCUUUAAAAAGAUAUCAAGACAUGCAUGUGGAUAUUGAAGAAGUUACAAAAGAUAUGGAGAUUAUGAAUACUCCUAAAUAUUCUAGAAAACCUUUAACUGGGAAAUUAUACAUUACAGUUACUUGUGUUAAAGAUAUUGAUCAUAUUACUUCACCAAUGUUUUCCAAGAAGCCUGAAUCUGUAGUUUCUAUCAAGGUUGAUGAUGUAGAAAAGGUUAGAUCCAAAGGUUCAAGAACAGGUAAGUGGAACGAAGAAUUUGUUAUUGAUAUUGAUAAAGGAAAUGAAAUUGAAUUUUCAGUUUAUGACAAAUCAUCAACAAGUUUAGUACCUGUUGCAGUAACCUGGGCUUUAUUAUCUGAUAUUACCGAAGAACUUCGUAAGAAAAAAGUUGCUAAUGAACUUGGUAAUGAAGGUUGGGUUUCAGCUUCUAAUUAUUCUGCUAAUGAUUUUUCCGCUGCCAAUAAUUCAAGUUUACCUCCAGAUUCAGGAUUUAACCUGGCUACUUCCGCUUCAACCACUUCUACUAAUGAUAAUAAAAACGUCCAAGUAAAUACCUGGUUGAAUUUGGAACCUGUAGGACAAAUAUUGGUUAGUUUAAGUUUCGAUAAAUCUCAAUCAGGAAGGAAACAAUUCAUGGGAGGUUUAGGACGUCAAGGUGCUAUCAGACAAAAGAAAGAAGAAGUUUUCGAUCAACAUGGACAUCAAUUCGUUCAAAAACCUUUCUAUAACAUUAUGUGUUGUUCAUUAUGUGGAGAAUUUUUAAGAUAUACUGGAUUUCAAUGUCAAGAUUGUAAGUUAUUAUGUCAUAAAAAAUGUUAUCAAAAAGUUGUUACCAAAUGUAUUUCUAAAUCUUCAACCGAUUAUGAUGAUUCCGAUGAAGCCAAAUUGAAUCAUCGUAUUCCUCAUAGAUUUGAACCUGCUUUAAAUAGAGGUACCAAAUGGUGUUGUCAUUGUGGUUAUAUAUUACCUUGGGGAAGGAAAAAUGUUAGAAAAUGUACUGAAUGUGGUGUUAUGUGUCAUGCUCAUUGUACUCAUCUAGUACCUGAUUUCUGUGGGAUGUCUAUGGAUAUGGCCAACAAAAUCUUAGCCACCAUCAAAUCAACACCAAAACCUGUUCCUAAAGCUAAUGUUAAACCAAUUAAAACCAUAAAUAGUUCAGGAGCUUAUAGUGGUUCAACUUUAGGCAAUACCUCAGGAACUACCACUCCAAUUAGAACUGUUUUCCCUCAAGAUCAUACUCCUUCAAGUAAAACAACUUUACCAACUAUCCCAUCCCAUGCUCAAACCAAUUCUGAUGUUAGAGAUUUCUCCGAUGAUGAGUAUGAGAAUAAUAAGUUACCAACUAUGACUUCUAAUCAAUAUCAAAGUCCUGUUAAAGAACAUCCUUAUAAACAACAAGCUCAUAGAAGACCACCACCUCCACCCCAACAAGUUCCUCAAGAAGACAUUAAUCGUCAAUCAAUGAUGAUGGAUCCUGGUGAUUACACUUUUGCUUCUACCAAAUCCGAGGAAAUGUUACCAGCAGUACCUCAAGAUCAAUACGGCUACGAAGAACCAAAUCCUUUCGAACCUUCCAAUAAUCAAUUCCAAAACUUUGAUUAUCAUGACCAACAAACUAUGCCUUUGAUCAAUGAACCUAUCGAACAACAUCCUCCUGAACCACCUGCUCAUCAAUCAGCUUUACAACAACAACAUAUCCCAGCUCCACCUCAAACUUCUUCAAGAUCAGAAUCUCCUAAAUUGAAGGACAAACAUAAGAGUAAGAAGAGAAGAAGAAAGAUCGGAUUGGAUGACUUCCAAUUUUUGGCUGUGUUAGGUAAGGGUAAUUUUGGUAAAGUCAUGUUGGCAGAAUCAAGACAUACAUCUAAAUUAUGUGCUAUCAAGGUGUUGAAGAAAGAUUUCAUUGUUGAAAAUGACGAAGCCGAAAGUGUCAGAAGUGAAAAGAACAUUUUCUUGAAAGCCAAUAAAGAAAAUCAUCCUUUCUUAUUGAACUUACAUUGCUGUUUCCAAACUGAAAACAGAAUCUAUUUCGUCAUGGAAUACGUUUCAGGAGGUGAUUUGAUGUGGCAUAUUCAAAAGUCUAGAUUCUCAGCUAAAAGGGCCAAGUUCUACGCUUGUGAAGUAUUAUUAGGUUUACAACAUUUACAUCAACAAAAUAUCGUUUACCGUGAUUUGAAAUUGGAUAAUAUCUUAUUAACUUAUAAAGGUCAUAUUAAAAUUGCUGAUUACGGGUUAUGUAAAGAAAACAUGGGAUAUGAAAAUACUACCGGUACUUUUUGUGGUACACCAGAAUUUAUGGCUCCAGAAAUCAUCAGUGGCAAACAAUAUGACAGAAGUGUUGAUUGGUGGGCGUUUGGGGUAUUAUUAUUCCAAAUGUUAUUAUGUCAAUCACCUUUCAAAGGGGAUGAUCAAGAUGAGGUUUUCAAUGCUAUUGAACACGAUGAUGUUAAGUACCCAAUAAGUAUGCCUAGACAAACAGUUUUGAUUUUACAAGCUUUAUUGACCAAAGAUCCAACCAUGAGAUUAGGGUCAAGUGAAAGGGAUGCUUUAGAUAUUAUGGAACAUCCAUAUUUCCAAGAUGUCAAUUUUGACGAUGUCCUUCAUUGUAGAAUUCAACCACCAUAUUUACCAGAAUUAUCCAGUGAACAUGAUUAUUCCAAUUUCGAUAAGGAAUUCACAUCAGAAACUCCAAGGUUGACCCCUGUUGAUACAGUGUUGACGUCAGAAAUGCAAGAACAAUUUAGAGGAUUUUCCCACAUCUCUGAAGAUGCUGUUAUAUAG
Yamadazyma jaroonii is the source of this 3312-nucleotide messenger RNA. The record is from the annotation of a GenBank genome assembly. Lineage: Eukaryota; Fungi; Ascomycota; Pichiomycetes; Serinales; Debaryomycetaceae.